GCCCCAUAUCAUAUCAGCCCCAGCAACAACCCAUCCCACCGCAUCGCAUAGUUACUCCGUACUCCGUACUUCCGUACAGAGAGGAGUUAACUAGUAAGUAGUUAGUUACUGCGUAGGUUAUCUCCCGUAACUCCUCCCGCAUAAUCCAAAGAAUGAAGGAAGAAUCAAUAUCAAUACGAACGAAAACUACGGUGACAUGGACAUGGACAUGGACUUCCAUUCCAACAAUGGAUAUACCUACCCCCCCCCCGGCCCCAACGCCCGCUGGAACUGUAACCGCUCACCAGCAUCCAUCAUUCAUCGCUGUUCGCUCAUUGCGCGUCGCUUCUGCCCGGACACAGCCCGUACAUACAUACUUACAUACAUACAUAGGCCGACAGAGAACCAAAUCCCCAAAUCCCCAUACCCGGGCAUCCAUACCUCCAAGAACGCGCUGGAUAACUGCCGGAAUCCCCCCAAACGCCGACAACGACCAUCCAUUCCACGGUCCCGCUUCUACCCGGACCGAGAUGUACAUGUACUUGAAUAUUUGAAAAAGGCUGCAUAGGAUCAUCCAUAGUUAUAUAUUGUAUUAUAUUAUAUUUCUUCCCCCCCUUUUUGUCAACAUCUGGUGAGUGAUAGGACAGGUUAAUCCCAUCGUACCCAUAAUAAAUAACUAUUUCU
Molecule: messenger RNA, 663 nt
Organism: Blastomyces dermatitidis ER-3
Lineage: Eukaryota; Fungi; Ascomycota; Eurotiomycetes; Onygenales; Ajellomycetaceae
Exons: 1
Coding region: 153-533 (126 amino acids)
Source: RefSeq, a predicted model, not a curated record